UAUAUAUUAGUUUUUUUCCUGAAUUAAGUAAACCUCCGAAACCAGAUUUAGAAUUUAUGGAUGAGGAUGAAUUCUAUGAAUGGCUUCAUCAAAGAUUAUUAUUGGUUAUUGUUACAAAAGAUAUUCAAAUUGCAGCAGUGGCAAUUUAAUAAUGGUGUUUAAAAGGAUAUUGUAGUAUUUUUAAACUUUAAUACAUAGGAUAUUAGAAUCUGGAAUCCCAUUAGUUCAUUAAUUUUUAACAACAAUAGCUGGAUAAUAACUUAAAAAAAAUCCAAAAAUGGUUGAUGAAAUUAUCAAUCUAGUUCAGGAUGAUCAAGAAAAAUAAAAAUUGAUCACUUAAUUGCAAUAGACUUAACAAUAAUAAGUUAAUUUACAAGUAUCAGAUGUAAAAAUGUAAUUAAAAUUAGUCACCCAAAGUUUUAAAAGCUUAAACUGAUAAAAAAGACCCUAGUUUUUUCUAGAAUAUAUUAACAGCCUUAAGAUGCUGGGACAAAAAAUCAAAAUGA
This is a messenger RNA of Paramecium sonneborni, 506 nucleotides long. The record is from the annotation of a GenBank genome assembly. NCBI's taxonomy places the organism in Eukaryota, Ciliophora, Oligohymenophorea, Peniculida, Parameciidae.